Molecule: messenger RNA, 387 nt
Organism: Tetrahymena thermophila SB210
Lineage: Eukaryota; Ciliophora; Oligohymenophorea; Hymenostomatida; Tetrahymenidae
Exons: 1
Source: RefSeq, a predicted model, not a curated record
AUGUUAUGCUCAGUAAAUAAGAAUAGACUACAAAUAAUGUUGAGAUCUAAAAAAGCAAAGGCCACCAAACAUCUUUUUCUUUUCCAAAUAAAAAGAAUUCAAAUUUAGCAUAAAUUUAAGAUGUAGAAUCUAAGCAGAUAGAUAAUAUAAACAAUAUUGUAUAAUAAAUACCUGAGAGCAAUACAGUAGAAGAUAAAAUAAAAACUGUCAACUAAGAGUAAUAAAUAUCAAAUAAAUAAAUUCAAGUCAAUAAAAAUCGUUUUCAUCAUGGAUUGUCGUAAACUUUAUCUAGGUAGCAAUCUCGAGCAAAAUAAAAUAGCAAUUCAAUAUAGAAAAUAACCCUUAAAAAUUUGUUAGAAUCUAAUAAAGGCUAGCUGUUAAAUCUGA